Messenger RNA from Tuber aestivum (summer truffle), 4938 nucleotides. Lineage: Eukaryota; Fungi; Ascomycota; Pezizomycetes; Pezizales; Tuberaceae. The record is from the annotation of a GenBank genome assembly.
CGUAAAUUAUGCUUUCCCCUACAUGACCAGCCAGUUAAAAUUAAUCGUCUUUUUGCCAGUGUUCUCACAGCCACUUAGGUGGUGAGACUUCUCGCAGAGGUCACACUAUUGGCUAGGGUGGGGUGCACUUUGUUGCAGGAGUACUCCCACAUAUACCACACAUAGCUUACCUCUCUCACCUGCCACCAUUCAUACUUACAUACAUACCGCACUCUGCUCAGACACGUCAGAGCCCACCACCACCCUUUUGAGGAGCCGCAUGUGCAUCCCCUCUUUCGCUCGCUGAGCAUUUAUUCAAUUACAUUAUCUUCCUGGUCCCCCUCUCCCAGCCUGGCCCAGGGAAGAGAAAGUUGUUUCUAGCAUUGACUUUUCCUCUCCGCUUAUUCUUACGGUCUAUGCUUCCUGACGACUAAAAAGAAUCCCCUCUUCCGCCGUCAAAAGUCUCUUCUUGAAGAAGCCAAGACACAAGGAAACAAAAUCUUGUCCCAUGGCGGAGCGUUUGGCUGUUUUCGGGGUUUUGGCCCUCUCGUCGCUUGCAGGCAACACCGCCGAUUUUCUCUGUGGAUACGCCGAUUUGUUGCCGGACUCAUCCCGCGAUAUUCGCAGCGUAGUUAAAUGCCUUUAUGAUAUAAGGGCCACCUUAAGGGACCUUGAUUUGGCUUUUCAGGAUCACCGCUUUAACCGCCUUGCUCGAGAGUUGCUGGACGACAUCGUGUUGGGUAUUAGUAGUUGCUCGAGGUCUCUUCGUGAGCUGGAUAACAUCGUUGUACGCUAUUCUUCUGGGCGACGGGCUGCCACUCCUCGAAAAACAUGGCACGAGGUUCAAUCUUAUUUUCAUAAAGCCGAAGGCUUUCCUUUGGGCAGUCGCUUAGAUGUUCACCGGACUUUUUUGUUGCAAUUGAAAGGGAUUUUGCAACAGUAACCUACCCCGCAAUGAUGCAGUGUCUCACACUUGGGCUUGGCUGACCUAAUCCUAGUAAAUCGGGAAACCGAACCGAAAUGUCACGACUUCGGGAAGAGAUGAAAUAUUUUGCAAGCAACCAGGAAAGAGUGGCGAAAAGAAUGAGAGAUUUGGAGGAAAGCCAGAGAAGGGCCGCGGAGGAAAAGGCGUAUAUGGCUCGAUAUCCACCAACGCCUCCCUAUGGUUCACCAUCACGGCGUUCCUCGCGCUCUUUUAGCCCUGUCUCUCCACCUCGUUCGGCCAGUGUUGACCCCGUGCGCUACAUGACCCCAGCACAUGACUCCCGGCCCGUAACACCUUUGGCCCCCGUUGCCCCGCACACACCCGUAUCGCCACCACCACGAGAGCGUAGGUAUGCCCCUCCCCCGGCGCCGACCCCACUUCCGCCAUCACCGCCAGGCCCGAGACUCCGUGGUGGAAAUGUGAAUGUUAGGCCUGAUUGGUGGGCUGGUGUUUUUGAUGGGACGGCCGGCUCUACCGGGUUUGUGAAUACUGCGAAGUAUGGAUUCAAAGUUUAUAUUUUGAGGAUUGUUGGCUGAUGAUGGUAUCAGAACUGCCGAGGGAUCGCAAUGCUUCGGGAUGCCUAUGGACACGCUUAACAUGGCAAGAGAAGAGAUUGAGAUCAUUAAAGUGUGAGGGGUUUGUGGCUAUCUAUUACCACGAGCUCGUACUGAUGGUGCCUGUUUCUAGGGAAUUUGAUAAUGACCUUACUCUUCGCCUCUACCGCGAUGAGACGACCGAGGCCGCGAAAGUAGUCUGCACGGUUGGUCAACCGUAUUCGGGUGGGUGGGUUAACGACCGCCGAGGACACACCAGAUUCCAAACCUUCAUCGAUGCAUCUCUUUUGACUGUAUCGCGAGCUGGAUCCAGUCUUCAUCUGAAGCGCCGCGGUAUCCUAUGGGCUUGCUUAUAUUUUGCCGAUAUCGAAAGUAUGUAGACAAUUUCCCUUGCUCUUUUCUCUGAGUUAUGUUGACAUAUUUGAGGGUAGAUAUGGUGUUAUUUUAUCAUACAUUUUUGGCAUUAAGAUCCAACGGUCCCAAAGCACCAACACCCAAGAAAUCGGAGUAUUGGCUUGACGGAGAGGAGCUGCUUUUUAGCGGGUUGGAGAUCAUUGCUCAACGGAAUUUGUGUUCGGUUGCUGACUACCGGCAGUGAAAUCGACGAUGAGGGGUAUCCUCACAUCUUAAGAGUACUGCAGGAUCGGGACUCGGGAGUGGUGAGGUUGGCGUCUGCCAGUGUCAAGGGCGAGCAAACAGAUGUAACCAUUUGGACUGCUUUUAGUGAGUGCCAUUCUUAAGGCCUAGGACGAGUGUUAGAAAUUUUGGUGCUUACCACUUGGCAGUUACGGAUUAUAUUGGCAUUCCUGAUUGGCUCCGUUACUCGAGAAGUAAUUCCAUUAUUCUCAGGGACUUGCGGCAGUUUUCCUUUUCAGUCUACUUUGACACCAACACAUGGAAGAAUUACGAGCUACGUUUCAGGAAUCCAGGAGGUUUGUUCUCCCUCGCCUAGUGGAUGGACCAAGGCUUGGAUUAUGACUGACAAAUUAUUUUUAGACGCACGCGCAUUCGAGAGGGUCGUCAAGGAGAUUAGAUUGCCUACUUACUCUCGAUAAUCUCAGCCACUAUUUCCUUACCAAAAGUUUAGUAGAUAUUUGGAUUCUCCUCGGAGACGCUCAUUCUCUCCAGCUCCCCUUUGUUUGACGAAUUACGAUAUCACGAAUGCGAUGAAUUAAUGAUGGUGUUGAAGGGAUUCUCUUUUUGCUUCUUGCUUUGCAUUCACUAUUGGGGAGGUUCAUCUGCAGUUGGCUAUCCUUCAUUCCUCUUCUCUUCUAUUCAUUUGCGUGCUUUGAAGCAGGUGCUGUUAGUUUUUUUAUCACCACCAUUAUUAUUGCUAUUAUCAUUGUUUUUUUAUGUAUGAAGGAAGGUGGCGAGGCAAGGUGAAGCGGUACGAUGUUGGAGCUGGGAGUGCUGGUAUUGUUCUUGUAGAUGGGAGUGCGGUGCAGCCUGUGAUACUCUACUUUUCAUAUGUAUAUUUUGAUGAUGAUGUUGCAUGAGGCUAUGUUUUUAAUCAUCAAAAUCACACUGCUCUUGGGCUUAAUACCAAGCCGCCUGCUGGUGUAGUUGUAUUGAGGCUUUUUGGUUCUUCGGAAGGCUCUGGGUUUAUUUUUUUGGUAAUUUUUGGUUUUAUUUUGAUAUUUUUUUUACGCGGUGUUUCCUGACGGGACACCCGAGCGGGUGGGCGCAGCGGAAUCAGGCGCACGAUAGGUAGAUAAAUAAAAUACUCUAGUACUCUAUCUUCGGGAAAUCAGCGGCAAGUCCGGGCUACCGUAUGCGAACACUUCCAAUGUCCCGCCGUGACUCAAACCCCGCGACCCCCCCCCCUCCGGAGGAGUGAAGAUGAGGAAAAAAAAACAAAAACUAGAAAAAAGAUGUUGUGUAUCCAACCCGCAGUGCGGGGUUUGCGGGGUGGUGGGCAAUCGCAAUUAAGGUAAUAGCCUAGUUUUAUUUGUUUAGCUGAGCUUGGGUGGAAUCGAUUCUUUUGUGCAUGAUCGCUGGGUACUCUUUAAUACUGGUAUCAUUCUCGUAAUUUACAGGGGUCAGGCAUAAAAUGACGGUACGGUGAUGACUGAAAGUUCAGUAGCAGCGGUACGCCUGACAAACAAGGCAUUGAGGGGAUAUUUGUAUUUAAUGCUCUUGGUCAGUUAGGGGCAAAUAUAUACAUACAAUCGAUGGGGCACCUGGCCUCUAGGUUCAAUACAACUGCUACGAGUAGAAAAAUAUACUAACUCUUUACAUGUCCUAGUUGGGCGAUCAAAGGUUUGCGUCUUUUGACGAGCAGUUUUCAGCGGACUGCUUGGUAAUUCCGAGCGGAACCCAGACUGGCACCCGCGCUCCAGGCUACCCCCUUCCCGCAUGGCCCUCGUAGGAAGGCUGUGGGGAUAACUCGUGCUCCAUCAGUUUGAGAUUAACCUGUCUUGCGGGCCAAGCUUGAUCCCUGCGCAACCUAAUCUACUUGAACAAGUAAGCGAUAGAAUUUCAGUGAACAGUUAAUUUAAUUUACAACCACGUGGAUAGGCAAAAAAAUCCCCGUCCUGCACGAAAACAUCUCACCACCUGUAAGCACUUAUCGGAAUGGCCUUGACAUACUGGACGGUACCGCUAACUUUCUCAGCCACUUUUUUCUUUCUUUCUUUCUUUCUUAAUAUGAGUUGCCUUUGAGACUAAGAGAGGGUUUGCUUGUGCCUUCGCUGCGGUCCAAUCUGGGUGGGGAGAGCAAGGAACAGUAAGUAUUGGGGUGGGUGUUAAGUGUAUGUAUGUGUAUGUAUGUAUGUAGGGCGGAGUCAUCAUUAUGCGUCAGGCAAUUGAAUUGUGCGUACUGUGUGCUUGUGUGUAGUAGGGCACAGGCGGGCGGUAUCGGCAAGUGAACGGAGGAAUGGGAAGGAAAGAAGGCAAGGGAUGUUGAUAAGGGUGGCGUGCGGGAUGGUGUAGAGGUGAAUUGCUUAUCGUAGAGAAUUGAGAGAUGCUUUGGGGUAGCAGAAUUACACGAGUGACAAGUUUUUCUAGGUGCUCUAUUGUUUUAUUUUUUAUUUAUUGUUAAUGGUUAGUUAGCGGUUUUUACUUGACCAUCAUGGCGCUGGCAUUAUUGUUGUUAUGGGACAUGAAGGCAGGUGGGAGGAGGAGGGGGGUUGGUGAUUUUUUUUAAUAGACCCUACAGUACGGUCUAGAAAACGGCAGAAAUGAAAGUAAACAUGUAGAAAUUUUCUGAUAUAUUUUAUAUAGACAUUUUCUUUGAUAAUAUCACAUAUUAUUACUCAACAUGGUUGUAUUUCUGAACUAGAGGUAACUGGUAUAUGAAUUACCUUAUAUGAGGAUAUGAAGCAAUUCAGAUAAAAGGCCUAAAUGUAGGAGGAGAAAAGUGAAAAACUGAAGCAUUUGGAAUUAGACUAAUUAUUAAUCUAAAAGCUUUAUAAUUAUAUA